Messenger RNA from Aspergillus affinis, 1650 nucleotides. Its product is annotated as nucleic acid/nucleotide deaminase domain-containing protein. The transcript has 5 exons. The record is from RefSeq and is a predicted model, not a curated record. The coding region runs from base 1 to 1650 and encodes 549 amino acids. NCBI's taxonomy places the organism in Eukaryota, Fungi, Ascomycota, Eurotiomycetes, Eurotiales, Aspergillaceae.
AUGGCUACAAUUCUGGAGAUUAAAGUAUCGCGAGCUAUUCGGACGCCUCUGAAUGUCGUAAAGCUCUAUCACACGAUCAUGACCAACAACUUACACUAUUCGAAAGCAAAUCCAUUCAUCUGUUUGAAUUUCAGUCUGGAAGAGGGCAAAGAUACCUUUUGUGUCAGCCUGGAUAACUCAUCUUCGGAAAUUCGUCAAAAUAAGCUACAAGAAACCGUUGAUGUUUUUAAGCGAAUCUGUCAGGCCGCCCAGGGCUCCAAGUCUGUCACCAUAUAUCCGAUACCUUACGACAAAGCAUCAGAGAGACCUAUUGAGAGACCCCUCAAUUUGGAGCAGACUCUUGAGUUGCUGGGAAAGCGACUAGACCCCUCAACCAUCGCAAAAGUCACUGGAGAGAAUUGCCUCGUCUCCAAGACCCAGGAGAAACUUAAAUCGCUGCAGAGACAGGUUCCUUGGGUUCAUGCGGAGAUGCAAAUGGUUUUAUAUUUCAGUACGCAUGGACGGUCGCUUAGUGAUUUGUUUCCCUAUCUUAGAUGCAAUCAGCUCAGUUACUUCAUUUGCACGAGCUUUCUCAAGCAUUACAAAUACAGCCAGAUCCCAACUAGGGGGUGUGAUGGGGCACUUUUGCAGCCCUGGUCAGUACCGGAGGUGACUGGAGUAACGUCCAUGGGUGCACACAGUAUUCCCCGGGCCUUGCGGUGCUUGGAGGACUAUCUCAUGGAAAUUUUGAAGGGCAUGCUCAAUAAAGUCUCAACGCCUUUUGACGCUCAAGUUAGGAAUCAAACCACCAGCAUGGAUGAAAGUUGCCAUGGCCUCCUGGGAUUGUCUGACCUGAGGAACACUGAACUGCCGACCGAAGAGGCGAAAGUUAUGGAAGCAUUUGAGAGGGAGCUACAUUGGCUCAGAGUCAAAUUGUCUUCGCCUGAUCAAGCAAACAUGCAAAAACAGGCAGAAGACCUUCUGCCAAGCGAAAAGUUAGAAUGUUUCGAUCUGCUAGCCUCAAUUUGCCACAUGGACCGCCUUCAUCCGACGGAAGAUGUCUGGUACGACUUUGGAUUUUUUGUGUGUCGCAAUGAGCUGGAAGAGACUAUGCUGGCGAACCUUUACAGCCGCUUGCUCGUUAGCAACAAAUUUUUCAAUACUCUUGUCUCGAAUGACAUGAGAUCUGGACCUAAACCAGACACGGCUACUUUUUCGGAGUUUUGGCAGGCAUAUCAGUCUUGCAAAUUGAUACAACUCAUGGACUCAAAGGGACUGGCAUCCGAGAGGAAGAUGCUUCCUUGUCUUGAAGCCUUUCUCUCCGUACCGCGUCGGUAUUCCCAGUCAAUUUGGCUGCUUAAGCAAUUUAUUGCUAUCGAUAAACCCGCAGAAUCCCCCCCUUGCAGGGAGGUUGAAGAUGACUAUGGUUUUAAAAAUUGUCAGAGCAUCGCAGAGACGCGUAUACUGAUGGAGAUUUACAAGAAACUGCUUUUGAAGGCAGAUCCACUUGAGAUUCAUGACGCAUGCCACAGAGGGAGGCUAUUUGAGUUCGCGCAGUGUUUUGACAUAAUUGAUGAGAGAAAUAGAAAGCUGAUGGAAAACCGCUACACUUUAUGGGAAGAAGAUGAUUAUGACUAUUAUCAGGAUUAUGAUCGGGGUUAUUCGGAUUAA